AUGAACGCAGCUUGCCAGAAAGCCCUCGAAUCAUUACCCCUGGACGUUAGAACCCUUGAGCUCUUAUCGACGAUAGCAACAAGCUCCAAACCUCCGGCCUUACUGGAACUGCUCCGUCAUUAUGAGCUAAAGAAAGAUUCCAAGACUCUGGAAACCAUCAUUCAUAAAACGUAUUUUCAGUGGUCCAGUGGGCUGCCGCAACACCUUCGUGCUUUUCGAACUCACUACCAGGACUUGAGAGGUCACUGGCCAUACGAGCACCACAGAGCCAUUUUGUCCAUGGAUUCACCGAAAUCACAGUCCAUGCGAUUUUUAUGGAGUGGUAACAAUCCGAAAGUUUUAGCUACAAUGCAAUACCAGAGACACCGUUGGGCUGCAGAGCAAACACCAGAGUCUCUGACAGAAUUGCAACGUACCGUUCUUUUCCAUGAGAUAUUUCAGCACUUUAUGUUUUUGAAAAGAAACCCGCAUCUCUGCAAAAACCGAAAAACACUUGCUAUCCCGAUAGUUGAAAUCUCCUUGAGACCUCUGGGCCAAAACAUUUCCGACUUGAGAAUUAGAAACUUGUUCAAGAAGAAAAUAGCCUAUGUGUGGGAUGUCUUGGCGCAAGAGAAUCCUGCACUGUGCCCUUUGAGUGAAAAGUUGCUUGUUGAUAUUGUCGAAUCACCGCAGCCUGCAAACAAUAGUAUGAGCCCUAGAGCGCUCCAGAGAAUGUACAGACGUGCGUGCAAAGGAGCAUACGUGUUACAACAACAUUCAAAUCUUGGCCUAGAUAUUGCAGAAAGCGAUCUUAUCAAGAUGCUGUAA
Lachancea nothofagi CBS 11611 is the source of this 807-nucleotide messenger RNA. The record is from the annotation of a GenBank genome assembly. NCBI's taxonomy places the organism in Eukaryota, Fungi, Ascomycota, Saccharomycetes, Saccharomycetales, Saccharomycetaceae.